Molecule: messenger RNA, 836 nt
Organism: Acanthocheilonema viteae
Lineage: Eukaryota; Metazoa; Nematoda; Chromadorea; Rhabditida; Onchocercidae
Source: the annotation of a GenBank genome assembly
AUGAUGCAACUGUGACUGCGGCAUUCCCAAAAGCACAUGAGACCGAGAAUGCGUCACGAUGCUCAGGCUUAGAAAAAACCGGCAACACGACCUCACCUCAUUUCCAUAAAUCUGUUACAUCGCCGAACACUGAUUGCGCAAAAGCGCAUCUGCUUAGAUCAAAAAAACAAUUGAAAAAGAAUCUUUUUUCCACACCUGAAGAAAGCUGUGAAGAAUUUUCUAUUGUAGCUGUACUAGCUUAUUUCAUUCACCUUGUUAUGGAUGCUGAAAUAAGAGAAGGACCAAACUGUUACGAGAAUCAACUACGAGCCAUGUCGAUGUGUUGGUCUGGAUUUGAUCCAAUGGGUUCAUACGGCGCCACAUCCAAUUAUUCACAUCAAUCCGGUACAUGUCCAACGUUACCAAUGGCAAUUGCCACGCAAAACGACCAGCAGAUAGUACAUCAAUUUCACCCAUGCAAUUUUGUCUCCUUUGCGCAACAUUUCUCAACAUUGUCGUUUAACAACAGUAAUACACCUUCAACCUCAUCCUUAUCAUCGCCUUCAGUAUCAACCAAAAAGAAACCCGUUCCCGUUCCUGAGAACCUGAAAGACGAGGCAUAUCGUGAACGUAGGAUGAAGAACAAUGAAUCAGCCAGAAAAUCCCGAGAACUGAGGCGUCAAAAAGAAGAAUCAACGCAAUUAAGAUGUGACCAGCUUCUGCAUGAGAAUCAUCUUCUGCGAGCCGAACUGUCCUUAUUACGGAGCCAAAUGGAACAAUUCCGACAAAUCUUUUCUAUUUCUUCCAACAAUUCACAACAAAACUUCGCCCCCAACAGUUCUGCUCCUGGUUUGUAA